Messenger RNA from Linderina pennispora, 1612 nucleotides. RefSeq lists its product as uncharacterized. Gene Ontology annotation, molecular function: RNA polymerase II cis-regulatory region sequence-specific DNA binding; DNA-binding transcription factor activity, RNA polymerase II-specific. The record is from RefSeq and is a predicted model, not a curated record. Gene Ontology annotation, biological process: cell differentiation; regulation of transcription by RNA polymerase II; anatomical structure morphogenesis. Bases 204 to 1217 code for a protein of 337 amino acids. Lineage: Eukaryota; Fungi; Kickxellomycota; Kickxellomycetes; Kickxellales; Kickxellaceae. The transcript has a single exon.
ACUGUGGCGGGUGAAGGAGCCCAAGCGACGGGCGCUUAUUGUGUAUUAGUACGAUUUUCCCAAAAGACGUGAUUGGUGGAUGUGGCGAGUGUCUUUUGUAGAAUAAGGAGUAGAAUACAAUUGCCAAUGUGUAGGUCGUCAGCCUGGACCAGCAGGGCAAGGAGCGAGCCUGCCGAUGUAUAUAAGGGCACGCGAGAGAACAGAUGGGGGAAAGCGAUAGGCACACCAUCCACAUCCCUUACACUCAGUUGACACUACACGCAUAUUCCCCCUCAACUUUCCUAUCUAUUUAUUGUAUUCUACGCCAUCUAUUGCAGACCAUGCAGCAACUUCACGGACCAUACCCCCCACAAAACAUGCUCCUCCUAAACCCCUUUGACACAAAUAUCGACGCAAAUGCCUUUGGUACAGCCCUCGACGCAAGCAACUUUAGCGCAGCCCUAGGCACAAGUGCCUUCACCCCGAGCCUGCUAGAUAUUGGCUCCGCCGUUGGGAAACCGUAUGCGGUAAAGCACACCUAUACCAGGUCUGUUGACUCAGGCAUGUUCACAAACCAAACAUAUGCAGAAUCGUAUGACUCGCCCAGUGCCUUUGACUCGCCCACCACCUGCGACGAUGACUAUGUCUGCGACGAAGACUGCGGCAUCAGAGAGCCAACAGAGGUUAUCCAUGGCAAUCCCCCACCAGGCAUACUAGUGACCCAGGUCCCCUACGGGUUUCGCCCUGUUCUUCUUGAUCUGGCGCGGUGCCCUCGGGACAUUAUCCGCCGUACACUCCACGAGCAGCACUGCGACAAACGGCCGGGCGUGGCGGUGGAUGAUGUUAGACAUUGCGAAUGUGCCCUGCACGAGUUUGAUCACCAGCCCGAUGUCCUGUUUGGCAAGCGCUUGCAUCCAGACGACGAUGAAUCUUUUGAGGGAUCCGCAUCAGAGGCUGAGGACAGCGACUCCCAUCGUGAGGCGCUGAAGGAGCAAACCAAGAUCAGGAUUAAGCGCCCGCCCAACUCGUUUAUGCUGUACAGACGCUCGCGCCACAAUGAGCUGGUCAAGCUGCACCGUGGCGGAAACAAGGUCGUUUCGAAGAUGAUUGCCGACGAGUGGCAUUCCCUCGACAGGGAUAAGAAAAGAGCCUUUGAGAAACUGGCGGCUGACAAGAAGCGCGAGCAUGAGCUGCUGUAUCCCAACUAUAAAUUCACGCCCAAGCGGGCCAGAAAGUAAAUAGAUUUGUAUGAAUAGAACCCGGUCGGUGGUGGUGGUAUUUCCCGAUCAGCAGAUGCCCAGACGCUGCUUGUGUGAACGGACUCCAUAUUAAAUGCAUCCCUCGCCACACGGGACGGAGUGUGCAUGUUGCAAAGCGUUUGUGUAAACAAGUGCGCCUGGAGGCGCAGCAUGGAGAGGCCAUUUAGAAGGGACGCUGAAAUGAAACUCUAACCAAGGACGAGUGUCUACGUCGUUGCCCGGAUCCAACAAUCAGUGCGAGACAAAUGUGGGUUGCGCCUCGUUCCGUUCCGCCUUGUGUAAGUUCAAUCAUUCUUGACGUUUUGAUUGAUGCAAAAAGAAAACCCUCGCCACAUGCUACUAUUCGCUUGUCUGUCCACCACGCCAGUUCCGAA